Talaromyces amestolkiae is the source of this 1143-nucleotide messenger RNA. RefSeq lists its product as uncharacterized. Bases 1 to 1143 code for a protein of 380 amino acids. The record is from RefSeq and is a predicted model, not a curated record. Gene Ontology annotation, molecular function: 1-acylglycerophosphocholine O-acyltransferase activity. Gene Ontology annotation, cellular component: mitochondrial membrane. Lineage: Eukaryota; Fungi; Ascomycota; Eurotiomycetes; Eurotiales; Trichocomaceae. Gene Ontology annotation, biological process: inner mitochondrial membrane organization; cardiolipin acyl-chain remodeling. The transcript is spliced from 4 exons.
AUGUCUUUAGGAGCAACAACCGACCGGCCUUCUGCCUGGUGGCGGGCCUGCUCGUCACUGACUAUGUUCGAAAUUGGCGCCCUAUGCCGGGGCUUUUUGCUGGGAUUGAGUAAAUUGGAGGUCAAUGGUCUGGAGAAGUUUACGGAAUUACUAGACGCCCGCCGAGAUCCUUCAAAAAGAAUGAGAGGGUUAAUUACAGUAUCGAAUCAUAUUAGCGUUAUGGAUGACCCUUUGAUGUGGGGAGCUUUGCCUUUCAAAUACCACUUCAACCUUCCUUCCUAUAACCGACGAUGGGGAUUUGGAAGUCAUGACAUUUGCUGGGCUACUCGUGCCGGAGCAGCCUUCUUCACACUAGGACAGGUUCUGCCAACGCACCGUCUUGCCUACUCACCCUACGGCGGUUUGUUUCAACCAACAAUGACCCAGGGAAUCCGGCUUCUUUCGAAAGGACCAUUCCCCGCCGAUCCUCAUUUUGCAAAUAUCGAGCGCCAACGCUGGAGUCUGCAAAAUGUUUGCGUCGAUCCGUUCUCCGAUCUUCCCACUGCGUACACGACCACCGGCGAGGAUUCGAUUAUAGCUCCCUCAUCAUAUGCGUGCAAUUCGUACUCAUGGAUCCAUAUCUUCCCGGAAGGAAUGAUACACCAGUCUCCGAAGAAAGUCAUGCGUUACUUCAAAUGGGGAGUAUCGCGACUUAUCCUGGAGUCGUCUGAAUGUCCCGAUGUGGUACCGAUAUGGAUAGAAGGCACAGACGAAGUCAUGCAUGAAGAUCGUGCGUUUCCACGCUUCUUGCCUCGACUUUUCAAGCGUAUUAGCAUUACAUUUGGUGAUAAGGCCGACACAGAAGCUGUGUUCGGAGACUUGCGACAACGAUGGCAAAAACUAAAAGAAAAAGCGGCGAAACGGAACGCAUCAGUAGCACAGUUACCACUUGGUGUCUUGAAUGAGGAGUUAAUGUUCGGAGAAGAAGCUGUGGAGCUACGAAAAGAGUGCACCAGCAGAGUUCGCCAGCUUGUGGUUGAGUUGAGGCGGUCGAGAGGUCUUUCAGAUGAGGAUCCCAAGGCGAGUCUCGCGCAAACUUGGGCGCAAGAAGGUCCGAAGAGGGAGGGUAAAAUGCUUGAUGAUUCUUGGGUGCGGGACACUUGA